Eucalyptus grandis is the source of this 848-nucleotide messenger RNA. RefSeq lists its product as uncharacterized. Lineage: Eukaryota; Viridiplantae; Streptophyta; Magnoliopsida; Myrtales; Myrtaceae. The coding region runs from base 265 to 633 and encodes 122 amino acids. The transcript is spliced from 5 exons. The record is from RefSeq and is a predicted model, not a curated record.
AACGAGAAAAUUAAUUUUUCGGUUCUUCUUUCGCCUUUUUCGCUCGAGGAGAACCGCCCCAAGGCAUCAUCUUCCAUUUUCCUCCAUAAAAUUUCUCCACCUCGUCGGGAACGGAGCUGAUUCCACCCCUUCCUCUCUCUCCCUCUCUCCGCCAUCUUCAUCUUCACCGUCGUCGAGCAAUCGGAACGGGGACGAACCCUUCGACUGCUGCUUUUGGAGGGCCCGAGUUCUUCUUCUCUUCACUUGAGUGUUAGAUCGUCGAAGAUGAUGGUUUAUGAAGGGUUCAAGGACAUUCUCAAGAUUCAGAAGUUCAGGAGGUUCGUGGGUUACUCUGUGUUCUAUUGCUUCACUGCCGUCUUGAGCUACGCUUACACCAACAACACUACUAGAGCUGGGUAUUCUAGAGCAGACCAGUAUUAUGCGGCUUACCCGGCUGGAACCGAGUUGUUGGGUGAUUCUGAUAAGUUGUACAAAGCCGCUCUUGGCAAUUGCUUCGAAGCAGAAGAGUGGGGUUCCAUUGAGUUCUGCAUCAUGUCCAAGCACUUCGAGCGCCAAGGAAAAGCGCCAUAUGCGUAUCAUGCUCAAUAUAUGGCACACCUUCUCUCCCUUGGACAACUAGAUGGAUCUGGAUAGAGGGAAAAUGCUGAUACUGCGGGAUUUAUUUGUUGGACUGUGUAAAGAUUAAGUUGAGGAUAGAGGGAACAUCUUUCUGUUUGGAUUUGUUAAAAAUUGUAAAACCAAGAGCCCGUGGCUUAGUUUUAUGAUUAAUAUGCUGAAUGGUAUUAGUUUCAUCAUCUAAUAGUUCCGAAAAUUAAGUUUUAAAUAAAGAGUAUGAUUUGAUCGUGCUA